AGUGGGUCAGAAUUAGGGUCUUUCUCGGCAGCUUAGGUUUUGUGCCCCUGCCUCCCAGUGCCCGAGAAGUCUCGUCCUCCCCAGGUAGUGAUUAAUGUCCAUACGGAAGUGCGCACUCAGGCUAAGGCACAAGCUGCAGAUACAGAGUCCUUUCAGUCUAAAACACCCAGCGGCCUUACUUUGCAGUAUCUCAUAUGUGAAGGAGACGAGAAGCCGUCACAACUGGUGCAUUUCUUAUGUCAGCAUCGGCAAAAUAAAAUCAUACUGUUAGUGCACCCAACCAUCAAGGUUACGGGGCAGCUAGAGUAACAUAACAGUUUCGUCUAUGGGAGCCAGCAAUGAUGAGUUUGCUUGGAAUGACUGCGGUUACUUCAACACGAGUAUUGUCGUUCUAGUCUCAUUGUUUUGGCUGAGCCAUGCUUUUGUCCUCGAGUUUUGUGUGCAGGUACUUUAUGACGUGUGCUUGUGUUGACUACUGGGCUAUCAUGCUCCCUCAAUUGGAGUCUCUGUCGGGCCUACAAGCUGUUGCGCUUCAUGGAAAGAUGAAACAGGAUAGCGAAGAAGGAAUUAGAAUUUAUUCGGAGGAAAACGAUUCUUCAGUUCGCCCUGCGGAGGAAAGUAACUCUAACGAGGCCGCGGGGGACAAUGAGGAUAGUAAAGGCGGAGAAGGGAGUCCAAGGGAAAGAUUUAAGUGUGUUGUUUGUGGAAUUACACCAUUGAAGCCGUCGUUAUUGAAGCAACACUUGCGUGCUCAUUCUGCAGAGAGGCCAUUUUCUUGCUCAUUUGAGAAUUGUGGUAGACAGUACAAACGUCAAGACCAUCUCAAUCGUCAUUUACUCACGCACAAAGGCAACCUGUUUUUCUGCACAUGGGAGGGGUGCGAUCUCUCAUUUAAUGUGAAUGCGAACCUUCAGAGGCAUCUAAGGCUUCAUAAGAAGUGGGAUUCAAAUGUACUGCGAGGAACCAAAGUGGAGGAUAAUGCUCGUUUAACAUGUUCUGAACCAGGAUGUGGGAAAGUGUUCAAAUAUCCAUCUUUGCUGCAGACGCACAUUGAGAGCGUGCAUGAUUCUUCGCCAGUCACUCAAGGAAUAUGCGUGGAACCUGGUUGCGGGGAAAUUUUCGAUAGCCUCUCUCAGUUAAAAGCACAUAUCAAGGUUGCACACUGUUAUGUUGUGUGUGAAACUUGUGGUGUAUCCAUGUUGAAAAACAAACUCAAAUCCCACACCCAAACACAUGAAGGAGUGCAGACCUUGAUUCGGUGUCCACACCCUGGUUGCGUGCACAGUUACACCAAGAAGUCAAACUUGGAUACACACAUCCGAGUAAUUCAUCAGAAUGUGAAGCCCUAUGAUUGCUCUCAUGCUGGCUGUGAAAUGCGGUUUGCGUAUAAAGUGGUUCGUGAUAAGCACGAAAAGAGUGGUGUACAUGCGCAACCGGAAUUGGGAGGGAAUUUCGAAGCUGAAGAUUUAGAGUUUAGUUUGAAAUCACGAGGCGGUAGAAAAAGACUGAGACUCAAUCAAGUAGAUGAUCUCCUGCCCCGAAAGCAUGUAUCCCAGCCUCAUGAAUAGAUGGUCGAUUUUGUUACAUUUUUACAGCAUUAGUCUUAGCUUGAAGAUAAAUGUGUCAUUGUAAUUCUUUUUUUUGGUGUAUAUACAUUUUAUUAAUGUAAAUGCGCAGCUCGCUAUUAAGAGAACUUAGAGAAUCCGUCAA
This is a messenger RNA of Physcomitrium patens, 1710 nucleotides long. The record is from RefSeq and is a predicted model, not a curated record. NCBI's taxonomy places the organism in Eukaryota, Viridiplantae, Streptophyta, Bryopsida, Funariales, Funariaceae.